Molecule: messenger RNA, 2975 nt
Organism: Gastrolobium bilobum
Lineage: Eukaryota; Viridiplantae; Streptophyta; Magnoliopsida; Fabales; Fabaceae
Exons: 7
Coding region: 140-2503 (787 amino acids)
Biological process (GO): SCF-dependent proteasomal ubiquitin-dependent protein catabolic process
Cellular component (GO): SCF ubiquitin ligase complex
Source: RefSeq, a predicted model, not a curated record
CUUCUUCACAAAGGGUGUGUGUGGGACAGUGGGAGUGAGAGGGGAAUACAAAAAAGGCAAAGCCCAAACCCUUUUAUUAUUAUUAUUAUUAUUAUUAUUCUUUAUUUAUUUAUCAUUCUAUAUAGUCUCUGCAUCAACCAUGGUUAUGGAUCGAUCGGUUUCGCAUGACUUUCUAACCUCAAAGAAGAGCAAGAUGGUCCCAACUAAUGGAAGCACAUCAAAACCAAAACCUCUCACUCCCAAACCUUGUUCUUCGUCUCUUCAAUUCAUGAAUGAGAUUUUCCCAAACCCUAAUUCAAAUUUUCCCUUACCUUCCCAAUCCCAAUCCCCUUCCCUCCCACCCUCCGAUCGUGGACGUGAAUCUCAGGACGGCAACGUCGACCCACAAAUUGCUCACCACCAUCAACAACUGGGCCUGGGUCUGGGCCUGGGCCUGGGUUCUCCUGGAACUGCGAUUGAGAUUUACGACGUUGACACUGACACAAUUAUUACCCAGUUUUUCGACGACCCAAACUUCGACUUGCGAGGUCUGGGUCAUCAUGGAUCUACCAGUAAACGAGGUGAAAGAGGAGGGCAAGGGUUUCUCAAGAGAGGAAUCGAUAUCUCUGGAAGUGCUCUAUCAAUGGAUGAUAAUGCCAGUGCUAAGCGCAAUAGGAUAAAUAUUGGAAACGACGAUCAUUUUGAUGCCGUUAAAUUUGGCUAUGAAUUUGAAAACACUGCUCUCGUCACCGAUUAUUUUCUUUCGGAGGAAAAUGAUCAAAGAGGGAAAAGAAAGUUGGGUGAUGAAUCUGAUGAUAGCAGUAGCAGUGAAAGGGUUGGUGAUGACUAUGGUGAUGUGGGUCAGAGGAGAUUCAGCAGAGAAGAGAAAAUGAAAGAGCCGCUGAAUGAAAUUGAUUUCUUAGCUACUGUUAUUCUUGAAGCUGAAUCCCAAAACCAGAAUUCAGACGAUGACAGAAACCUUGACAUUGUCCAGAGAGUAGAUGAUAAUGUAGCUUACCAACGAGUGCAUGAUGAUUACAGAAGGAAUAGGAUCGUGGAAAAGUUUCGAGAAAUAGCCAAGGAAAAUGCAUCUCGGUUUGCACGUUUUGCACCGGAUGUUCAAGAUGAUGGGUCAUCUCCCGUGCCUGAAGUGGAACAUGAGAUUGAUGAUAGCCCAACUCCUUUCUCUACAGCCUGGAAAACUGUUAAAGAUCGAUGGAUGAAAGCCACGCAAAAGCGCUGUGCACCUGCAUGCAUUACAUGGGUUCCUAAAAGGAAUCACGAAGAUGUAUGUGCAAGGCUUUCUGUUCCCUCUUUGGAAGAACUAUGCCUAAAAGUUCUUGCCAAUAAUGCUGAUGCAAUUGUUUCACUUGAUGGUGUCCCUGAUGAGCUGAGGCACAGGCUUAGCCAGUUGCUCUGUGACUCUCGCAAAAUUAACAGUCACUUUUUUGAACUUCUUGUCAGUGGGUCUCCUACAGAGAUUAGGCUAAAAGAUUGCUCAUGGUUGUCAGAGGAACAAUUUACCAAAUCUUUUCAAACGUGUGACACUGCCAGAUUGGAGGUGCUACAACUUGACCAGUGUGGACGAUGCAUAUCUGAUUAUGCGCUACAUGCUACUUUGGCACAAUCACCAAUGGCAAGAUUAACUAGUCUGUCCCUCAGUGGUGCAUGCCGUCUUUCAGAUAAGGGGUUGAGUGUACUAGUUUCUUCUGCCCCAGUACUUAGAUCAAUAAAUCUAAGCCAGUGCUCCCUUCUCACAUCUGCCUGUCUCAAUAUUUUGGCUGAUUCGUUAGGAUCACUUCUGAAAGAGUUGUAUCUCGAUGAUUGCCAACUCAUUGAUGCUGCACUAAUUGUGCCAGCAUUGAAGGAACUUGAACAUUUAGAAGUAUUGUCAAUGGCUGGCAUUCAAACUGUUUGUGAUGAAUUUAUCAAGGAUUAUAUCAUUGCACGUGGUCACAACAUGAAGGAGCUUGUUUUAAAGGACUGUAUAAAAUUGACUGAUGCAUCAAUGAAAGUCAUUGCUGAACAUUGCCCAGGGUUGUGUGUGCUUGAUCUUAUGAACUUGUCCAAACUGACAGAUUCAUCCAUACGAUAUCUUACAAAUAAUUGUCGAGCACUUCAUACAUUGAAGCUCUGCCGCAAUCCAUUCAGUGAUGAAGCAAUUGCUGCAUUUUUGGAGACCACCGGAGAAUCCUUGAAAGAACUUUCACUUAAUAACAUUAAGAAGGUUGGCCACCACACAACCUUAUCACUUGCAAGCCAUGCAAAAAAUUUGCAUACUCUUGAUCUAUCUUGGUGCCGAAAUUUGAAAGAUGAUGAGUUGGGUUUGAUUGUAGAUAGCUGCUUCUCGCUGAGGUUCCUUAAACUGUUUGGAUGCACACAGGUAACAGAUGUUUUUCUGAAUGGGCACUCAAACCCAGAGAUUCAGCUCAUUGGACCAAAGAUGUCUCCUUUAUUGCAACAUCUCAAAGUGGCUGAUCCUCAUCAAGGUGCUUUGCGUUAUUCAUCAGUCUCGGUAAAUUAGAUAUAUAUUUGAAUCAGAAAUGAGAUUAUAUAGAUGGAGAAAUUUGGCAUAAUUUUUGGCUAUUCCUUGUCGAAGCAGACUUAACUUUCUGCUAACAUGGUGUUAACUGAAGUGACAAAGAAAUCACUGUGUUGCCCGUUUUUACCUUUUGUUUUAGUGAUGUCUUAGUUGAUUGACUGCAAUAGUCUAAUUGUAAGUGUAGAAGAAUACAUUCUUCCUUGUUGCGCAAGCAUUCAAAGUCAAACAUACAAACUAGCAUAUGCUAGCAGAAAGGAUGAAAAGUUUCGAAACCUUGUGUACGGAGGAUAUGUACACUCUAAAUUCUAAACCUGAACUGAGGCAGAUAAUAAAGUUUUUUCCUGAAAAAAGGAAGAAAAGUCCAGCCCAGGAAUCGGGGGUAUUUGGAUAUGGAAUUCACGACUGUUACUGUUAAGAAGCUAUCCAAUCGAAGCAAUAUUAAUAUCUUGGUGCU